UAUGUAUGUAUUUAUGCUUUUCAUUCUAAGGCACCUAAUGUGUAUCCUUUCAUUUGUACACAUUCUUCCGAGCUGUGUAUUUCUCUUUUGUUGGCAUAUAUGUUAUGUUUAAUUUACACAGCCAGGACUGUAUUAUAAAUCUAUUUUUGCUUUUUAUGUUUUCCCUUAGUACCAUGGUUUUUAGGUCCAUCCGUGUGGCUCCAUAUUUUUCUAGUUGGCUGUUUUUUGGUGUGCAUUCACCCAGUGCCCUCCUCUCUCUUGCCCAGUGGGGGACUCCUGGAGUGUGUCAGCUCCCACCCUACAAAGAUCACCUCUGGGGACAACCUCAGCAUAUAUGUGAGUGUUUCUUUAGGCUCUCUGUGCAAAAGCUGAAUCUCUAGCACAGUGGGGGUGUUUAUAACACAUGUGAUGAGGUAGUGCCAGAACUUUUCUGAGUGGAUGCCCCGGGCUGUCCUCCAGCAGCAGUACCAAGGGGCAGAACUUCUCAUCACAGUCCAGCCCUAGCAUUAACCAUAGCAAGAAGAUACAGACACAGCCCCUGCUCACAAGGAUCCCGAGACAUCACUCUUCCAUGCAUCCUUGACACAGACCCUUGUGGACAUGUGUCUUCAGAUUUCUCCCCGACAAUCUGACCUGGCCCUGGGCACCCCGAGCCACAUCUACCUGUCUCGGUACCCAUGCCUCAUCCACCUGCCCUCUAUGUGUCAGCAUAUCUAUGUCAUGGCAACACACCAAAGCAGCUGGGACUGGAUUUUUUCAAAGAGGGGAACUCAGUGAAGAUGAGAGAUCUCACCUACCCAGGUUUAGCUAACACAUCUCAGAAGUAACCAUAGACAGUGCACUGGAACACAGUCACUGGCAGCAAAUGCUUUGUCUUACCAUUGUCAGUGAGUCUGAAAAGCUGGCUUCUUGUUUGGUAGGGAUGGAGUAGACAAUGUUACUUUAGUGAAAUGAUCUGAUGCCAACCAGAUCACCUGCUCUAGACACUUCACUUCACAGGAAAGGACACUAAGACCCAAAAAAGUGAUCUCAAGACCGUUGGGUAGUUGAGAGGCAAAGCUGGGGCCAGAACCCAGGGUCCUGUUUGUCCAGCCUGACUUCCCUCCUAACCACUGCCCUUGUUCCUUCUACACUUCAGGGACCCUGGAUCCACAGACAGUCUUCAACUCUGUUCCAUGAGGUUGAACUCCUUCCUUCCCCAGCUUGGUCUUGAAAAAGGCUCAUAAAUACUAAAAUUGGGUUUAUUGGGUUUAUUAUCCCUCCCUCUCCAAUUUAGUAUGGCCAACUAAAAUGAAACAGGAAUAAAUAAAAUAAAGAGGGGGAAGAAGAAAAUAACAAUCAAAGCUAUUUCUCAGUAGUGUAAAGUCAGUUAUGGAAUAAGGGAAUAAUAUCCUGCAAGAAUUCUAGGCCAGUGCGUGUUUCCCCCUUUUUCCAGGUGGAGAAAGCAGAAUUAGAAAGGCACCCAGGGAGGGACUGUGAAGAGACAUGACCAAUUAUUUAGCAAAGAGAUCUAAAAUUACCUGUACAAGGAGGUCUGGGUGGCCCAAUCAGGUAAGUAUUUGGAUUUCAGCUCAGGUCAUGAUCUUAUGGUUUGUGGGUUCAAGCCCCAAGUCAGGGAUUCUCUCUAUCUCCUUUUCUCUGUCGCUCCUUGCUCGCUCUCUUUCCAUCUCGAAAUAAAUAAAUAAACUUAAAAAAAAAGAAGAUAAAAUGACACCUACAGUCCCACAUUAUCCUGUUCACAAGAGUCACAAGGUAGGUUUUAUUCCUUAUAAAUGUCUGUUCCUUGUAUAACUCAAAGCAAAAAUUCUUAAUGUCCUCCUAUGAUCCCUUCAUUCUUUCAUCCGACAUUCUCUGAAAGCAUAACCAUAGUAGUAGUUUCAGAAACAGUCAAAUAACAUUUAUAUGCCUUUGUAAAAUUGACAAAGUUGAACAUAGGAAUCUAUGCUUAAGAAAAUCUUAAUUCUGGACGAGUGAUUAAUUAGGUAGGAGGGCAGGAUUUGAAGAUAAGGGGAUGAGUUCUGGUAGUAAAUAAACAAAUAGCUCCCUGGAGAUGGUCAAAGAAGAAGUUUGUUGUUCCACAUCACAACACCUUAGGAUACCCCAAAAACUUGCUCUGCAAAUUAGAAUAGGUUGGGGGAGAAGGGGAUUUCAGAAUUUUGAGCUAAUUUUCUAUCUACCCAAUAAGAGAAACGUUAGAAAUAAUGCAUGCUUUCUUUGUAAUCCUAAGCCACACCAGGCACCAACUUUGUGAAUGGGGUCUCCCAAAGAAUCCUCUGAAGGGAACAUGACGUGUAAACAUCAUGGUGUCUGUUUGUUUGUCCCAGGGACUGUGCCACUGCACACUGUCCCUGACCCUACAAGCCAGCGCUUGACCUAGCUGACCCCAUGCCUUGGGUUCAGGGGAGAUUUUUAAAUUUAUUUUUGAAUUCAAAUGCUGUAAAAUUCACCCUUUUAAUAAUGCACAAUUUGGCAGUUUUUAGUAUAUUCAGAGUUACAUGACCACCAUCACUAUCGAAUUCCAGAACAUUUUAUCACCCUGAAAGCAACUUCAUACCCACCAGUGGUUACCCUCAAUUUCCUCCCUUCUUCUGCCCCUCAGCCACUGGCAGCCACUAAUCUACUUUCUGUCUCUGCAGAUCUGCCUAUUUCGGACAUUUCAUGUAAAUGGGAUCAUACAAAAUGCGGGCUUUUGUGACUGGCUUCUUUCAUUCAGUGAAUGUUUUCAGGGUUCGCCCAUGUUAUAGACUGAAUGAACACUUCAUUCAUUUUUAUGGCUGAAUAAUAUUUUGUCAUGUGGACAUGCCUACCACAUUUUACUUAUCUGUUCAUCAGUUGAUGUGCUCAGGGAGGAUUUUAGUACUAAAAAUGAACUGAACUGAACUUGAAACCGAUAGACAGUGAAUAACUUUUUCCGAUUCCUGAGGAUGCUGUUAACAUGACAAAAUCAGUGGUUUAGGAUGAUGUCUGUGGUGGGUGGGCCAUGAAGAUCUGAUUUGCAGUGAGGCGGAAAUGGGCAUGAUGGAAUUUGGAGAUUGUUCUACGAGAGAGGGGAGAAAGGCCAAGGUCACCCAAGAAAUCUAUGUUCAAGGAGAAAACCUGAACUCUCACUCUCUCCAGCUCUGACCAUAAAGCCAUAAAGCCACAGGCUUACAAAAGCAGCUCAUUCUGAGGGAGGGGAACACCCAGUGAUGGUUUCUACCUUGUCUCAUAUGUCUCCUGGAAGCUCUGUUGAAAAUAAGCCUACCACACUCCUUCCCGGAAUGCUCAUGACUGAUAAUUGCCUUGUGCACAAUUUUCUGCCAAACCCUGUUGUUAAUGAAAUGAUGAUUUAGUUAUCCUUGUCAGUACUAGCCCAAAUUGUACGAGGACCCAUUACUGCAUCUGUGAGGCUGGCAGGAAUGCCCUGCCAAGGCACCUGUGAGCGGUUCCUACAAUGGGCAUCCUCAGCUCAAGCUUGACUGGGGAGUGGAGGCUGCCAGAAGCCAUGGGUGCAGCCUGCUGCCUGGACCCCCGCCCCACAAAUAUCAGAGUUGGAAACACCUAGGAGCAAAGUGAGAAACCAGGCCAGAGCACAACUCUGUUUGUCAAUUUUGACCUGCAAAGCCUGGGGCUGCUUCUUGUCAGCAUGUGGGGAAGGGAUGCACUGAAGGACUGUGGUGACAUGUCAGAUUCCCUGAGGUCCAGGGAGAUGCUCAGCUGGCUGGUGGACAUGGGCAUCCUAAACCACCUCCUCAGGUGAUGCCCACAAUAUACCUUUCUUCCCUCCUCCCCAGUCUGCCUGUGGUUUUGGGGCUUCCACUCCUUUCCCUGCCCCUGUUCCCAGGACUGCACUCUCCAGCCUUCCUGGACUGCUCAUGCUGGCUGCUUUGCAAGAGAAGAGAGCAGUAGAAAGAAAGGGAGAGAGACAUGGGUAUGGUUGGGGAAACCCCAUGGUUGCUGGUCAAGGCAAAUAUAGACAGAAAUAAAGUUACUUGGCUCACGUGAUGUUCAGUACAUCUGUGUGGACACAGGAGUACAUGUGUGCACAAACACACACACACACACACACACACACACACACACACACACACAUUUCCCCUUCUCUUGUCUUCAGGAAUAUUUUGUUUAGGAGCGAGUCCCUCAGGUUUGGAACUAGUUUAUCCAAGUUGUGAUGGAGAAAUGUAGCUCAGCUAGGAGUGUAUUGCAUGCCUUUUUGGGGCUUUUGUGAAGUUAGCAGAAACAGCCUCUCACCUUGGCAAACCGGGUAGUGGAGGCUAUGUGGUGGAGGAGUGCUGGUGUAACUCUGGCCACCAAACCCACAGCAGUGUGUAAUAGACGCUCAAAACCUGGUUGCAUGCCUAGUCAUUUAUUCUGAUCGCCUCCUGCAUUCUCCUCUAAAAAGGUUGUGGCAACUUACAACAGCAUUAAUGAAACAGAUAAGCUAAAUUAUGUGAGAGGAGCAUAUAAUAUAAUAAAACAGAAUAUAAUAAAGUCAGAGGUAAGAUCAGCACCUGGGAAUCUCUCUUUUGUGGCUGAAAUUUGGCCCUGUGAGUCACAGAGCUUCCUGCUUUGGAUCGUGAGAAGGUGUCAUUGGGGGUCCUGAUAUGGAUGGUGUGUAGGGUCAGAGUGUGGUGCCUUGAUACUAUCCUUGAAGUAGAGAAAGAAAAGAUUCCAUGACUGCUUCUGGGGGCACCCCUCACAGGAGGUGGGGGUGGGUGGGAGGAUGCCAGCACUCCUGUCAGCACAAGCAACAAAGUAUUGCAGCCCAAAUUAUCCAGCUGGAGCUGGGGGUAAAAUCCCCAUGAUCUAUAGUGGCCAUUUUCAAUGUUUUGUAAAAAGCAGUGGUACCCUUCUACUCCAAUAAAAUCUUGUGCAAGCUCCUCCCAGAGAGAGGGGGAAAAAGGAUAGAGAGAGGACUCCUUCCUCACAGCAGAUUUGUGCUGAGCUCAAAAAAGGCACUAGACUAUAGCGUGUCUUGCCUAAAAUCUACAGUUCUGUUCUCUUGAUGCCAUCUGCUUCCUAGGUGGUGUCAGGACAUCUCAGGCCCUAUGUAGGAGAUUUUCCAGGGGUCUCCCCCAAAGAUUAUAAGGAGAUUCAUGUGUAAGGGGUUGAUAUUAUGAAGACACAAGGUGAGAGCUACAGCAGGGUGAUGGCCACAACCUUCACAUGACAACAGCCUCCACAAUAGCUGUUUCCACCUUCUUGGCCCCAUGUUUCCACCUUCCUGACAUCACCUCUAGGGUUCCCAUGCAGUAGGGGGUUAUUUCCCACAGGGGACUUACCAUUUACUCUGAACCACCAAACUCACAAGCUAACCUCCAUGGUAGAGACAGUGCCUGUUGUGGGCAAGGGGUGGGUGGAUAGGGACGUCUGUGGCAGAGAAGGUACCUGCCAUAAAGAGAGAAGAUGGAGGUGGAGGAGAAAGCAUGGCCGCAUCAGAGAAGUGAAAACGGGUGUGGGUGUGUCAGGGAGGGUGAGGAGACCUGAUGGAUGCACAUUUUGACUUGAUUCUAUAGGAAAUGCCAUGUGACGCAUGACCAAGAGGGACUUGUCCUGUGUCUAGGACCCAGCUAGGAAACAUCCCCAAGCAGAGGGAAGGGCAGGGGCAGUGUGAGGGUCUGCAGCAGCUCCUGCGAAUGUACAUGAAUACAGCUGAGCAUGUGUGGACAGCCACAUCUCUAAACCAAAUCCUUCUGGUGGGGAUUAUCCAUUACUUUCUCUAGUUCUUCAAGUCCCUUAAUCCUCUAGGCUCUGAGCAUGGAUAAUCCAGGGUUUACAUAGACCCGAUUUUUCACAAGCCUUUGCAAGACCACUGUGUACUAUCUUGCUGGAGGAGAAACUGAGGCUAUAUGUUCUAAAAAGCCUAGUUCUAGAGCUUCCCUCGGAUCAUUCUGUGGUGGGCCUUGGGGUAUGGGCUGCUGGCCCCUUGUUCAGUGAUCUGGCUUCUAAACUUGGUUCUUUCCCCAUAUCUUAUCAAGGGAGGAAAGGAUGUACCUAAUUGCUUCUUGCAGGCACAGGUUGAGAUAAUCCCCAUUCCCUGGUGCUCCUUCAGCCUACUGGUGAGUGGAGAGCAGGCUAAGAAAGGUAUACACUUAAUCCUUACCCAUGUGGGAAAAAGGGACAGAGGGAGGAAGAAAACUUGAACUUGAGCUGAGAAGGGAUGGCCAAUGCUGGCAGAGGUACAAUGUCCCCAUGCACACCUUCUUCCCCGAGAGGAUUGCCUGUGCUAAAUAUAAAGAGUUCAGGGCACGGGUCAUGGGGAUGGUAAGGGGACCAGUGGGCUGACAGUCUGCAUCCAUGUGGGCACUGUCCAUCUAUCUGUAAGCUUUGACCCACCCUCUCCAAGCCACAACCUCUGUCCUUUGCCCUCUUAAUUCCCUCCUCCUAACUGGGAUGCCUCUUGCUCUCUUUCUCCCUGAGGCUAUGACAAUGUCAGGGUACCCAGCCAUGGCAUGGACGUCAGCCUCAGUUUCCAGUUCUCAGCAAGUGUAUGAGUGUGAGUGUGUGUGCAAGGGCUGGGGCUGGGGUCAUCCACAGAGCACAGAAGUAGAGAGCUUCUGAAGGUGGGGCUGCCCAUCGGUCACACCCUACACCCUGGAGCCCUGAGGACCUGUCAGACCCACCACCAGCCUCAACACCAUGAGCAGCCAAAGCAGCAUCAAUCACUGACCAGAAGAGCCCAGACACCACAGGAGUAAGUUAAGCCCUGGAGGGACUGGGUGUGGCUGAGCUCAGUGAAGGGCAGGUAAAGCCAGGAACCCUCAGAAAGAGCAGGAAGCAUAGAGCAGAAAAGAGGAAACAGCAGAGCUUUCUCUGGUCCUCCCCUUGUUCAGUGCACAAUAUCCACACCCCUUUCCCUCAGGACUGAAAUCUGGGGGAUGGGGGGCACUGCAGAAGCUGGAGAGAACUGGUAGAGCAGCAAAGAGUGUGAGGAUUGGAGGGAAGUAUGACCAAUGGAGUCUCUCUAAAAGUGCAUGGUUGGUAGUCAUACAACGCCCAAAGGCAGGGACAGGGGAGGCCCAAACUCAGUGGUCAUGUGGGGACUGCUGAGGAAACUUGUAGAACCUCAGCUGGCCAUGCGAUGAGGGACGGAGAUAGUGAAUGGGGGGAGGGGUGAUUUGGACAAGAAACAAACCCUGCUUUCACUUACAGGUGCUCGCAAUGGCCAGUACCUUGAAGAAACUCUGGAAUAAAUACAUCUGGGCCUUUGAAAAUGGAGACCCAAGGAUGGAUUCCCGGCUCCUCGUACACUUGUCACUCCCUGUCAUUCUUCUUUCUGUCUUCUAUCUUUUGGUGGUGGCAAGUCCUUGCUUCAUGUCUGGAUGGGAGUGUCUGAGGUUUGCAGGAUCCCUCGCCGCCUAUAACCCAGGCCUGGUGGCCCUCUCAGGGUACAUAUUCUAUGAGGCCACCCUCUGCACUGCUGACAGAAUGAUCAUCCCAGACACCUAUGCACCAAAAGGAACUGCUGACCCUGUGAAGGCUUCCCAGCAGCAGGGACAAGACGACCUGGAAAUCUGCGUGCUCAUUAAGAUUACAUGGCUACAGGCUACAGCACCUUUGGAGAGUCCUUCUGUUAACACUCUCAGUAGCUUCUCCCCAUUUCCCUGUGCUCACAGGCAUCUUCCUGCAAACAGGUCUUCUUCAUAUUACGAAAUAAGCCAGAGCACAUCACCUUUCUGCAUGUCUGUCAUGUUCUUCACACAGUGGGCUGGCAUCAGAUAUGUGUCACGUGGUCAAGAGCUUCCUACCACCCUUGGGCAGGGGACUGUGGGAGAUUCUCAGAGCCAUCUGCCUUGACAGUACAGAGGGAGUUAUAAGCACUCUCAUUUGGCAUCCUGUCAGCCCCAACCCACCAUGAUGACCUCAAACAGCUCGUGCCAGACCUCCUCAUGAUAGGACCUUCCCAAGGACUUUUUCUGUAAGGGUCAGUUGCCACCGUUGCCCACUCCUCCUACAGCCACUUCACUGAGUGCUCCUUCCCUGAUGGAUUCAACAUGGUGGUCCUCCUCUGCAGCCUCAGUGUCAUCAGCCUUUUCCUCAACUGCCACCACCAGACGUACCUGAGGGGCAAGCGGGAGAAGCUGACUUCAGGGGCAGGACCCAAGGACUGAAACUAGUAGAGCUGUCCCCACAGAGAGUUGGCAGAAGAUAGCGUGGGUCACAGCCCACCUGUGCUGAGCAGAUACCUCUGGGCCUGCAUUUCAUUCUGUGAAGGGUGGAGGAGAAUUGCCUUCUUUCUGAAGUUCAGGAGAACAGAAAUGGACCAAGCUCCUUGCACUCACUUCUGUUACAGCAUUUCUCACAUGGAUUUGUCACUGUUUGAUGUGAGCCCUCUCAGGAGGGACUGUCUUGUUCUCAAUGUCCCCCCCACCUGGCACAGCACCUUAAUAAAUGUGCAUUUGGGUCCUUGUAUUCCAUGACUGGCCGUCAUGACGUUUGGUGAAGAUCAGGGCUGGUGGCAUGCCUAAAGCCAAGGCUGGCUUGAUAUCCAACCUUGCAGUAGGAAAUGAUGCUAAGAAUAUGCAAGGGUGGGUCUGUUUGGUUUCUAGCAUGGCUGUGUCAAUGUUUGCCCCUGUGUCUCUUCUUGUCUCUUCACUCUUACCUGCACUUGUAUGAUUCUGUGUGUGUAAAUGGGAAAGGGUUAUGUAUAUGUCUAAAUUUUUGUUUUCAAGUAAACAUGCAUGUUUCCAUUUGAGUUUC
This is a messenger RNA of Neofelis nebulosa (Clouded leopard), 8679 nucleotides long. RefSeq lists its product as uncharacterized. Bases 7081 to 7776 code for a protein of 231 amino acids. The transcript is spliced from 7 exons. The record is from RefSeq and is a predicted model, not a curated record. NCBI's taxonomy places the organism in Eukaryota, Metazoa, Chordata, Mammalia, Carnivora, Felidae.